AUGCUUUUAAGAUUUAGAUCUAAAGAUGGGAUGCAUAGAGUUUCCUGUGAACCAAACGAUACUAUGGGUUCAGUAUUAGAAAAAUUGAUUCCAGUAUUGGAUCCAAAUGCAGAUUUAAAUACUCUUGUACUUAACGACAAACCUGGAAACGUUGGUUCGAAACUAGCUUCCACUAUUGCACUGAAUACAAUCUCUGAUUUAGGAUUAAAACAUGGUGAUAUUAUGUUUGUAACUUACUCCUUGGCUAGUAAUAAAGUUGAAGGUGCUAGUUCGAACAGUUUAUCUGUUCCAAUUAAUAGUAAGAUUUUGAAGGUGCCCAACCCUUUAAAAGUAAGCGAAUUACCAAUAGAUAUAGAGUUGAAUAAAGAACAGGGUUUGAUUCCAAGAAAGAAAUCAUCUUUUUGUAAACAUGGUGAUAAAGGGAUGUGUGAAUAUUGUUCUCCGUUACCACCUUGGGAUAAGGAAUAUCAUGAAAAUAAUAAGAUUAAACAUAUUUCAUUUCAUUCAUAUCUACAAAAACUAAAUGUUCAAACAAAUAAAAGUAAUGGAUCUUCAUAUAUGAGUCCCCUAAGUCAAUUGGACUACAAAAUCGAUCUUCAUUGCCGUAAUGGACACGAACCAUGGCCACGGGGUAUAUGCUCCAAAUGCCAACCUUCAGCAAUAACAUUACAACAACAAGAGUUUAGAAUGGUUGAUCAUGUUGAAUUUCAAGAUUCGCAGUUAAUCAAUGAAUUCAUUGAAUCAUGGAGAUGUACUGGGAUACAAAGAAUUGGGUAUUUAUAUGGUACUUAUGCUAGAUACGAUUCUACACCAUUGGGGAUAAAGGCAGUAGUGGAAGCCAUAUAUGAACCUAUGCAACAUGAUGAACAAGAUGGGUUAACUGUGGAUAUUCCUAGUAUUGUUGAAGAGAUGAGACAGGUAGAUGCGGUAGCUACUGAUAUGGGACUUAUGCGUGUUGGUUUGAUAUUUACUGAUUUAACCGAUGCAGGGAACGGCGACGGUAGUGUGUUUUGUAAAAGACACAAGGACUCUUUUUUCUUGACUCCAUUCGAAGUCAUUCUAGCUGCACAACAUCAAAUUGCUAAUCCAAAUGUAUGUAAAUAUAGCAAGCAAGGCAUCUUUUCGUCUAAAUUUGUUACCUGUGUUGUUUCUGGAAAUCAAGAUGGUGAAAUCGACAUAUCUAGUUAUCAAGUAUCUAGAGAAGCAGAGGCUCUUGUAGAUGCAAAUAUGAUCAGUGGUUCUACACAUCCAUCAAUGGCAUGGAUCAAUGAAACUACUAAUGAAAGAUAUGUACCAGAGUUAUUUUAUAUGAAACAAAAUGAAUAUGGGGUAACAGUGAAACAAAAUGCUAAACCUGCAUUCCCAGUAGAUUAUUUAUUAGUAUCUCUGACUCAUGGGUUCCCGAAGAAUGAAGCAAAUGUGACUACAAAAAGAUCUAGGUUUUUAACUAUUAAGGGAUUUUCAUGGGCUAAUCGUCAAUCAAUGGGUCAAUCACAAGAUUAUCAAGAAUUGAAAAAAUGGUUGGGGACUUCAAUAAAUGAAGGUGAUCUCAUUGUAUUACAAGAAAAACUAUCCAAUUUCCAUGCAUUAUUAUAUAUCAAAACACUAGAUAUUUUGUCAUCUAAUGAAUGGUCAUAUUUAUUAAAAGCUGCACUUGUGAUAACAGGAGUUUCCAAUGAAGAAAGAAUAGAAUCUUUAUUGCAAUUAUUAGAGUCUCCUGGAUGGCAAACCAUGGUAAUGAUACUACAGGAAACUGCAUAA
This is a messenger RNA of Arxiozyma heterogenica, 1761 nucleotides long. It is a transcript of the gene NPL4, whose product is annotated as nuclear protein localization protein 4. The transcript has a single exon. Gene Ontology annotation, cellular component: nucleus. Gene Ontology annotation, biological process: ubiquitin-dependent protein catabolic process. The record is from RefSeq and is a predicted model, not a curated record. Bases 1 to 1761 code for a protein of 586 amino acids. Lineage: Eukaryota; Fungi; Ascomycota; Saccharomycetes; Saccharomycetales; Saccharomycetaceae. Gene Ontology annotation, molecular function: ubiquitin protein ligase binding; ubiquitin binding.